AUGACAUCCCACUCCUCGUCUCAGUCUGACAUAGACGCCAAACUAAAGGAUCUCAAGAGAUAUAUCGCUUUGGGGUGCCUCCAUCUUGACAAGAAACUUCUAAUUGAAUCUGACCCUCGGAUCUAUGAUUCUGACUGGAUUGAGCUUGUUCCUCUGCAUUUAUCUGAUGAGGCUAAGACAAUUAUCGGGAAUGACACAUUGAAGCUCCUCCAAGCGACAUGGAUCAGGCUUUUCAUCAACUGUGCGAGUAUAACUGCACUACCAGAUUACUCUUUGCUGAGGAUAUAUCUUCUGCCAAAUGAUAGAGGCCGUCGCUUUAUCGAUCGCCAAAGCAAAAGCUUGAAAUCGGCGCUGCGAAAUCUACUUCACCGGGUUGAUGUUUCCUCAGAAGCUUGGAAUGGUGUCUAUGGAAGUCAAGUUGCUCGUUUUGAUCCAUGGGCCAGUCCUGAGAAUGUAUCCCUCUUCUAUCUAUUCAACAUGCUUCCGUCCCCAGCCCCUUCGCCCCAGAAAAUCAAAAGCAGAUACACCAGGAUCGCAGGGGAAGAAUUACUUGAAUCAUGCUCCCAAUUCCUACUCGAUGGCUAUGAAGACCAGCCCCUCUGUGGCCUAAAGACAAGGCUUUAUCCUUAUCAGGCAAGGUCUGCAGCUUUAAUGAUUCAACGAGAAGCAACUCCUGAACUUCGGCUCGACCCACGCCUGGAAGUCAGACAUUCUCCGACUGGUGAGGAGUAUUUCUUCGGGGCAAAAGAUGGUUCCUUUCUUCAAGAGCCACGAUACUAUGAGACUAAUCGCGGCGGAAUAUUAGCUGAGACCAUGGGACUGGGGAAAACCGUUAUCUGUCUCGCAGUAAUUCUGGCUACGAAAGGUCACGUUCCACAGAUACCACCAGCAUAUCAACCAACCGUGCCUACCCGCCAACGUGUUGGUUCACUGUCAGAAAUGGUUGCGAGUAUCAUAGGUCGGUACUCGAUUCCUGGUCGAGCCCACCUGGAGCGCAUGGAAGUUGAGGAAGGGAUAGAUCUGGGCAAUUGCAAAACUAUGCUAGACCAGAACAUUCAUUACGAAAUUCCAGCGGAACACCCUCGUAUGAACCGCACUACCAGGAUACCGCCGCCACGCAAGCUAGUCCUUUGCAGUGGCACGCUGAUCGUGGUUCCUCGAAACUUAUUGCAUCAGUGGCAAGGAGAAAUACGCAAACAUGUUUGCAAAGGAAGUCUUAAAAUUCUUAUUAUGGAUUCCAAACCAAAAAGGAACACAAAAAAGAAAAAUCUGCUCAACGGCGACGAGGAUAUGGAACCACGGAGUGAACUGCCUUCGACCACCGACUUGAUGAAGUACGACAUUAUCAUUUUCACCCGAAACCGCUUUGAACAAGAAAUCCAAGACGGAGCAGAUGAGGUCGGGCGCCGGCUCGCGUCCGGUGCGCCCUUGGAAUGCCAGUGCCCCUAUAUUGGUGCAUCACGAGUUCGCGAUUGUCGUUGCCUGACGGAGAGCGGAAUAUACGAAUCUGCGUUGAAGAAGCUGCAUUGGUUACGAAUAAUUAUUGACGAAGGUCACAAUUUCUCCUCUGGGGUUUCGAAUGCCGUCCUUAUUGCCAAACAAAUUCGAGCUGAGAGGCGCUGGGUUGUCUCUGGAACACCUGCAAAAGAUUUGGUUGGGGUCGAGGUGGAUAUGUCCACUUUGGACACUCAAAAUGAUGAAGGCAACGAGCCAUCGUUGGUUAGGAAUUUGGCUAUUGAACAGAGGAAGAAUUUCAGCAUCAAGGAAGACAAGACCGGAGCAGCAAAGGCGUUGGGCUCGCUCGCGUCAAACUUCCUCAUGGUCCGCCCUUGGUGUGACUCGACCGCAGAAGGGAAACUCGACUGGGAUGACUAUAUAUAUCGCCAUGAGGACCACCAUCGAAAAACUUACUCGGGAUUCUCCACCAGUUUCCUCAGAACAUUAGAGGGAUUGGUUGUCAAGACUAGACCUGAGGACGUUGAGAGAGAUAUAAAACUUCCACCAAUGACCCACCGAGUAGUGUACCUCAAGCCUUGCUGGUUUGACAAGAUGACAGCGAAUCUUUUUAUUCAAGUUCUACGAGCGAACGCUAUUACGAGCGAACGAUCCGAUGUCGAUUAUCUUUUUCACAAGAACAGCUUGAAAGCGCGACACUCUCUGAUCCGGAACUUGCGUCAGUCCAACUUCGUUUGGACAGGUUUCAGUUUGGACGAUGUAGCAAGCACGCUUGAGACCAGCAGCAACUAUCUUGGGAAGGAGGAUAAUAAUUGUUCCCUAGAGGAUGCAAAACUCCUCCUACAAAGUAGCCAAAUCGUCUCAAACCUUCUCAAUUCCCCAGAAUGGAUUGCGCUCAGCAAAGCCCAUGAAGUCGGCCUCGCUAUCGAGAAUUGGCCACAAAACUCGGAAAUGUCUUUUGCGUUAGCUUAUCCAAAUAAGCCAGCAAUGAUUGGCAUCACCCAGCUGCUCGAGGGACAGGCCUAUGUGGACAGCCAGAUUUUAUCUGAAGACCCAUCUGAAGGGUUGAAAGCGGUUGGGGAAGAGGCAAAGGCAAAACUCGUUGCAAUUGAAGAAGCAGAGAGAGCGCGAGUGGAGAAAAUUCAAAAACAUGAGGAGUCUGAGCAUACGCGCUUGAUGGCUGGGGUGCCAUCGUCUUGUGUCGGCGGUCAACCAUUGACAUCUCGCAAAACCGCCGCCACAACUUUCAAUGCGUCACCAAAGAAACCCAAACAGCCCAUCGCCAAUCCAAAUCCAUCAGACACACUCGAUACACCCGCGCAAGCGGAAGCAAUCGCAGCUCCCGCAUCGCCCAUCCAAGCAAAGAAGAAACGAAGACUAACAUUAGCAGACGAGAUGGCGGACCUUCCCCCAGACUCCCCUCUACUCAACACCCGGGUUAUCGGGACAACAUCGGCAAAGCUUUCCUAUCUUAUAGAAGCAAUCGUCACCCACCAAUCUAUUUCCAAGAUCUUGAUAUUCUAUGACGGUGAUAACACGGCUUUCUAUUUGGCGCAAUGUAUGGAAAUGCUCUAUGUAGGGCAUCGUAUCUAUGCGAAAUCGUUGGGUAACGAAGUAAGGUCACAAUAUGUGGCGCUCUUCAACGAAGACCCAGAGAUCCGCGUUUUGCUCAUUGAUGUGGCGUGCGGUGCUUUAGGUUUGAACCUCAAUGCCGCCAAUCUGGUCUACAUCGUCAACCCGAUCAACCGACCUCAUAUUGAAGCCCAGGCAAUCAAGAGAGCCCAUCGCAUUGGGCAGACUAAAGAGGUUGUUGUAGAGACACUAGUCCUUAAAGGAACGAUAGAAGAAGCCAUAUUCACUCGAGCGAAAAAGAUGUCGCGAGACGAGCAUCUUGAGGCAAAAACAUUGGAGGAUGACAACAAGAUCAUCGAUAUCAUCCAGAACGCCAAAGUCAUCACCAUAGAUCCCGGCGAAUCUUGCGGGGUGGCUCAGUUCGCUGCCCUAAAUACACCACAGCAAGUGUUUGGCCGCCCUGGUCGACAUAAAUAUCAGAAGUUUGGCAACACUGACGCAAAGGGCUCAGAGAAGUCGAGAAAACGUCAGCGCGUUACACAGAAUGACUCGAUACAGAAUAGGGAAAACGAAGGCGCAAGCUUAACUGCUCCACCAGGCGCCGCAACAUCUCACUUGCAGCUCCCUAUUCUUACUCCACAUGUACCAGCACCGUCUCUAGAUACAAAUCUUCAGACCCCUUUUCAGAGUUUAUUUGGUAACCCAUUAGACAAACUUUCCUCCACUUAA
Lindgomyces ingoldianus is the source of this 3756-nucleotide messenger RNA. RefSeq lists its product as uncharacterized. The transcript has 3 exons. The record is from RefSeq and is a predicted model, not a curated record. Lineage: Eukaryota; Fungi; Ascomycota; Dothideomycetes; Pleosporales; Lindgomycetaceae. Gene Ontology annotation, molecular function: ATP binding; ATP-dependent chromatin remodeler activity. The coding region runs from base 1 to 3756 and encodes 1251 amino acids.